AUGGACGAAGGCUCGGUGUCACCGACGUCGGGCACGGGCAGAACGUCGCUGUUCAGCAACUCGCUCUUCUCGUCAUCACCCUCUCCUUCCGGGCGACGUGCCUCUUCAUCAUCCUCACAUUAUGGUUCGCCCUCCUCCGAAAAGUCAACGUCCCGAGGCGCGGGCUUGUUCCAGCAGACAUCGAUGGCGCUGCAAUCCUUCGCGAUCGAGUCAGUGCUUGCUGCGUCCUCUGCACCACCGCGCCUGCCCGUAGCGCAGAACAAGGAGCCCCUCUCGCUGCCCACGACAACGAAAAACUUUCGAGGUUUCGUGCAAAAGUCCGGACCAAUGUUCUGGUUCCAGGAUGGAGUUGAGGCGACGUUGAUGUGGCAGGACACGAGCUGGACGCUCAUGUGGAUGGCCAUCUGGGCGGUGGUCUCGAUCUACCCGUGGCUCUUGCUCCUGGCGCCGAGCACAAUCCUCUCAGUGAUCCUGGUCAUGACGCAUCGCGCUCGGUACCAGGACAAUAUGACGCACAACAUCGUGCGGAUGGAAGUACCCAAGUCGCCAGCAUCCAAGUCUCGUCCUUCGGUCGAAAAAGUCCCGACGCCGUCUCCAGCAGAAGUGCUCGCCUACUCGACAACUUUCCCCACCAGCACGGGCGAGGGCGUCGUCCAGCCUCCACUCACACCCAACCCACCUCACGAAGGCACCGUCAAGUACUACGAGAACCUGCGCGACAUCCAGAACAUGAUGCGCAUGAUCAUCGAUGGUUACGACCUGCUCGCGCCCACGGUUCCUUACCUCAACUGGUCCUCGUACAGCCGCAGUCUGCACAUUUUGCAACUCUCGUUGCUGACUACAGUGCUCAUGUUCUUCGUCGCACCGUACGUGCCCUACCGUCUCGUCCUGCUCAUCGGCGGUGAAGGGGCGUUCAUCCUCACUCACCCGUGGACCAAACCCGCGAUCGAGGGACUCAUGAAGCGCGUCGACUCAAGCAGGGAAGGGCGGAAGAUCAUGCGCAUCGCCAAAGAGGGCGGCCACAAGCUGCGCGAGUGGAUCGAGCAGGAUCGAUUGGACGAUUACGUGGUGGAGCGCGGAUAUCGCAAUGUGGAGAUGUUUGAGAACGAGAGGUAUCUGCCCGCCAAACGGGCGGCGAGCUCUAGUGGAGUGGUGGGCGGAUGGAGUGGACACAACCUGCAAAUGGGAGAGAGGAGACCGUGGACUAAGGGGCCCGAUGGAUGGUCUUCUGACGAUGUGGAUGUCUUGCCCGGUUCCAAGAUCGACAUAAGCAGGCAGGUCGCGAUGCAGCUCGAGCCGGGAUGGGAGUGGGUCCCCGGAGACGAUUGGCGCAUCGACUGGGGCGGCAGCUGGUCCGCCGUCGGCGUCGAUAAUCAGGGCUACGUGUACACCGACGCGAGCUGGCAGAAGCCCGCGAGCUACCCGUAUGGCCACGGCAACGGCGUCCCCGACUAUCCGCCGAGCAUCUUUGACGUCGAGGGUCACGCGGAUGACAACGCCCAGGUGGACGAGGAUGACGCAGAGUCAGAGGCCAGGAGCACGCUGCCGCCGCUGAGCGCGGGGGUGGUGGACCAUGAUCCAAAGAUGAAGUGCGAGACGAGGCGAAGGCGAUGGCUGAGGAGGGCGGUUCGGACGGCGGCUUGA
This is a messenger RNA of Kalmanozyma brasiliensis GHG001, 1644 nucleotides long. Its product is annotated as Peroxin/Dysferlin domain protein. Gene Ontology annotation, biological process: peroxisome organization. The transcript is spliced from 2 exons. The record is from RefSeq and is a predicted model, not a curated record. Lineage: Eukaryota; Fungi; Basidiomycota; Ustilaginomycetes; Ustilaginales. The coding region runs from base 1 to 1644 and encodes 547 amino acids. Gene Ontology annotation, cellular component: peroxisomal membrane.